Messenger RNA from Juglans regia (Persian walnut), 1078 nucleotides. Its product is annotated as NEP1-interacting protein-like 1. The record is from RefSeq and is a predicted model, not a curated record. The transcript has 5 exons. NCBI's taxonomy places the organism in Eukaryota, Viridiplantae, Streptophyta, Magnoliopsida, Fagales, Juglandaceae. The coding region runs from base 160 to 867 and encodes 235 amino acids.
UCUUUCCAUUUUGCUCUUUUCUCUUAAGGACUAAGCAUACCCAUCCCUUUCUAUUUAUUGUUUUGCGUAUACAUUUGUCAUUACGAACCAAGCCUUUAAGAUCGACAAGACCCACGGUGUUAUAAAUCUUCCAUUUUUGCACAAUUCCUGACCAAGACAAUGGAUUUUAUUGCACACCCAUCUGUCCUUGCUUCAUCUUCAUCGUCUUUGUUUGUGAAUUUCUUUGAGAGGGUUAGAGAUGGUUUUCAUUUUGCGGCAUCUGCGGUUCUUGGGAACAUCUUCUCUGCAAUCUUCACCUUCUUCUUUGCAUUAGUGGGCACCUUUUUAGGAGCUAUGACUGGAGCUUUGAUAGGUCAAGAGACGGAAAGCGGUUUUGUUAGAGGGGCUGCCGUUGGAGCAAUAUCUGGAGCUGUUUUCUCCAUUGAAGUUUUUGAAUCUUCUCUUGUUCUUUGGCAAUCAGAUGAAUCCGGUAUUGGGUGUCUCCUCUACUUGAUUGAUGUCAUUGCAAGCCUUCUAAGUGGGAGACUUGUCCGCGAGCGGAUUGGUCCAGCCAUGUUAAGUGCCGUGCAGAGUCAGAUGGGUGCUGUUGAAGCAAGCUUUGAUGAGAUCCCAAACAUCUUUGACACUGGUGGUGCCAAGGGUUUGCCGGGCGAUUCAGUUGAGAAAAUCCCAAAGAUCAUAAUCACAAAAAAUAACAAUAUAGAUACUUCUGGAGAGGAAGUCUCUUGUUCAGUGUGUCUUCAGGACUUUCAGCUUGGAGAGACGGUUAGAUGCUUGCCUCAUUGCCAUCAUAUGUUUCACUUACCUUGCAUAGAUAAGUGGCUCCUUAGGCAUGGCUCUUGUCCAUUAUGCAGAAGGGAUCUGUGACAUAGUUUCUGUAAAUUAUACACUACAGAUAAGAUUUUCUUUUAUUGUUUAUACAGUUGUUACCUUUUAGGGCUUUUGUACUUCUUUCACUUGAAAUACUUCAGGACAUCGUUACUUUGGUAGUUGGAGAUACCAUGUUCUGAGUUGGAUCCUUGUAGUACUAGCGAUCAUGUAUAAAAAAAUUUUGAGCCACUGCAGUUUUUAUUGUUUC